UUAAAAAUUAAUAAACUUUACUAACAGGAGAACCAUUAAAAACUGAUCCAUCCCAACAAUGAGUGACAGUGAAACCGAGGAGGAAGAUUUCUCCGUAAGUGAAGAUGAGUGGUUACCGGAAAUAGCUAGGCCAUCAGAGUACACUGGCUCUGGACCAAGCAAAAAACGAGUUCGGAGCUCAGUUAAUUAUGAAUCUUCCGAAAGUGAAUCCGGGAGCGUCGACGAAGAUGAGUCACCAAUAAGUAAAAGUCGAGUGAAGGGCAAAAUGCGCCAGACCGUGGGACACCGCAAAGGUCGCUCGUCAGCUAAACUGAUUCUAUCAAGUUCAGAACGGAAAUCUCUGUACGAUAAAUAUCGUUCCAAAAGUGCAGGCGUUCAAAAAGCACAACACAGUAUUGGUGAUUCUGAAAGCAGUGGAGAUGAACACUUGGUGAAUCCGGAACAGUUAGAUUUAAGCUCGGAUUUCUUUAAAUCAGGUCCUUCCGGAGCAGGGCCAUCUGAAGCAGCCCACCCAGAUUUUGACUGCAACGCUGGAAUGCAUCUUUCCGAUUCCUCUGACGAAGAUAAGAAAGAAACACUGUCGUUUGUCGAGAGCGCAGAAACAAAAGGGGAUACAAAUCGAAAAUUAAUAGCGGAUAUAAAUAAAAAGUCGUCCAGCUUUGUGCAGUUUGAAAAUCUUGAAAAAUUCAAUAAAAUAGUAGAACAAGCCAAGGAACGAGUUUCGUCAUACAAUGCCCUAGAGGGUAAGUCGGAUAAUUCUACAGACGUUGGGGUUCUGCUUGCUAUGGGAGAACAUCACACCAAGGAAAAAGGAAAAGAAUCUAAAUCACUCGCUAAAAUUCAAAAGACUAAGAAAGAUUCGGAUUCUGAUUGGGAAGAAGUUGAGUCUAAAGACGGUACGCAAAAACCAGGUGAUGUUCAAAUCACUUUGAGCCAGGAAACAUCUGCAGUACAGAAAAAGAAACAACCGGGUGAGUUCGAUAUGGAGGCAUGCAUCAAACGAGUUAUUAAUCGCGAUAAACGUGAAAAUCAGAUUGUGCUGCACAAAGUAAACGUUCUAAUGGCGAUUAGUCACGGAAAUUUUGUUAAUGCGGCUCUCAACAACACAAAACUACUCGCACUGGCACUAACAAUGAUUCCUUCACAAAAAUGCUAUCCAAAAAAUCGCACAAAUCUAGCUUACUUCGAGCAGAUCGUGAAGUUCUACCGCCAAGUAGUAGAUCUGAAGGACAAACGAAUGCAUUGCCGUUUCAAAAAGCUACCUUCACUGGAGACUUCGCUUAGACUGCAGAUGCUUACGAAGGCAGCUAUAUGUAAACGAGAUUACAUUCUAAUUUUUAUUAUUUUGCUACGAGCAAUCGGUGUCCAAUGUCGGCUGGUGAUGUCCCUUGUGGUGGCGCCGAAGAAACUGCCCCAAAGUGAACUGUUUCAGUCUAGUACAGCAAAAGCCAAAAAUCCAGAUAAACAAGUAGAUCGCCACAAGACGGUGGCCUCCAGUUCCAGAAAUAAUAAAACUAAAAACAAGAAGGAGGAGUCUAAAAAGCAAUCUGAAACUAAAAAUGUUAAAAGAAAACUAGAAAAAACCUUGAAAGUUCCCCAAUUAGACGGAAAUGAUGGCGAUAUUCCAGUGAAGAAAACUAAACUAACUAGUUCCAAACAAAAGGUUGAUUCAAAAUCUACCGCUUCGCAGAGACCGGCAUCGAAUUUGACCGAAACAACAUUAUUUUCGCCAAGAAAAACACGCAGGCAACGUCAAAAUGAAUCAAAAAAUCCAGUAAACACUCAGACCCAGGUUAAGCAACCGGAAGUUGAAGCAUCGUCCUCAUCAUCUAUUCUAGUAAGAAAACAAUACAGCAAUAAGAAACCCGACCAAGUCCAGUCGUUAAAUAGUGAAAUCUCUUCAAAACAAACAAAAAAGUCAAAAAAAGAAACUGGAGACAAAAAGCCGACUGACGUUCAAAUCAAACCAGAGUCAUUAUCCGUCUCUAAAAAGAAAUCCAGUUCUGGUAAAGUAUUCAAAUCCCCUCCGUCAGCCACCAAAAUAGUUAAAAUAGAAUACGUCGAUAAAAAUCUGAAGCGACGGCUGGACCGUCGAGUUUUAUCCACCGAUGAUGAGUGCAAACCGCACCCAAACGAGUCGGCUGCUGCGAAAUCUAAAUCCAGUGUCAAUGUGUGGAUCGAAGUUUACGCCGAGGAAGAGGAACAAUGGAUUCCAGUCGACGUAGUCAGCGGUAAAGUACACUGCUUGGAGAACAUUGUUAAACUUGCUAGCUCUCCGAUAGUUUACGUUCUGGCAUGGAACAACGAUGGUACUAUCAAGGAUGUUACCACGCGGUAUUGUUCGAAUUAUGCAACCAGCACUAAAAAGCUUCGCGUCGAAGAAGACUGGCUGUAUGAAACAUUGCGCAAAUUCAAAGGGAAACGGUCCGCUCGAGAUAUCGAGGAAGAUCGUAGCUUGAAUCAGGCAUUGAUGGAGCAACCUCUACCGACGGCCAUUAACGAGUACAAGAAUCAUCCGCUGUACGCGCUGAAGCGGCAUCUGCUCAAGUUCGAGGCUAUUUAUCCGCCGGAUGCACCGACGUUGGGUUUUAUUCGCGAAGAACCUGUGUAUGCACGAGAGUGCGUUCACACGUUGCAUUCCCGCGAAAUCUGGCUGAAACAAGCAAGAACAGUGAAACUGUUCGAAACGGCUUACAAAGUGGUAAAUGCACGGCCCAAAUACGAUCGAGCUUCUGGUAAAAUGUUGGCAGCUCAACCGCUAGAACUGUACGGCUACUGGCAAACGCAAGACUAUGAACCACCAACGGCAGAGGAUGGUAUUGUACCGCGCAAUGCUUAUGGCAACGUAGAACUGUUCAAACCAUGCAUGCUUCCGAAAAAGACUGUUCAUCUGCAGCUCCCAGGAUUGAAUCGAAUUUGCAAAAAACUGGGAAUCGAUUGUGCACAAGCAGUUACGGGGUUCGAUUUUCAUGGUGGAAGCAGUCAUCCGGUGUACGACGGUUUCGUGGUAUGCGAAGAGUACAAAGAUCUGGUAGUGGAUGCUUGGUACCAAGAGCAGGAACAAGACGAAAAGCGCGAACGUGAAAAGUACGAGAAACGUGUUUACGGAAAUUGGAAAAAGCUGAUCAAAGGAUUGCUAAUUCGCAAAAAGCUGCAAAAUAAAUAUAACUUUGAUAACUUGUCCGGUUGAAUUUGUUGUAAAAUUUAAUCUAUUCGUGAUUGUAAUGUCAUCGAAAAUAUAAAUAUUUAA
This is a messenger RNA of Sabethes cyaneus, 3250 nucleotides long. It is a transcript of the gene Xpc, whose product is annotated as DNA repair protein complementing XP-C cells homolog. Gene Ontology annotation, cellular component: cytoplasm; XPC complex; nucleotide-excision repair factor 2 complex. Lineage: Eukaryota; Metazoa; Arthropoda; Insecta; Diptera; Culicidae. Gene Ontology annotation, molecular function: single-stranded DNA binding; damaged DNA binding. The record is from RefSeq and is a predicted model, not a curated record. The transcript has 5 exons. Bases 59 to 3190 code for a protein of 1043 amino acids. Gene Ontology annotation, biological process: mismatch repair; nucleotide-excision repair.